UAAUUUUCCCUCUUUCAAAAGGGUUGUUAGACUAAUGCAGGUGUCACGGUGUUUCAACUGUACAGCAUAACCCCACAAAAGAGACAUCAAGGAACACCAACUUUCCCUUUCUAACACUCUCACUGUCGCACUCUUCACUCCCAUUUCUCUCUUUCUCUCUCCUCUGCUUCACUCCCUUGGCCUUUACUGAGAUUUGAGCUCCCAUCAUAUCAAACCCUUUCUUUUCUCUCUAUAGAUUUUCUGAAAUAAUGGGAGAAUGGAGAUGAAAUGGUUACAAUGCCGAUGAUGAUGAACGGUGACACCGCAAAAACCACCGCUUCUGACACCAAUACUCCACCUCCUGCUGCUGUUUUUCAUGACUUUCUUGGUGGUAAAGCCCCCACCUUUCCCGGCGGUUCUCUUGAGAAACAGGUGGGUAGUCAGUUGGAGAGAAUCUCAAGUUAUGGUCCAAAAAGUGAUCUCUCUGUGUCUGAGGUAAGCAAUCUGUUUGUGGGAAGCAAGCGGAGUCAUUCGGAUUCUGCUUUUACCGGAUCAUCAAGAGAGGGGAUUCCACAAAUGAUUCCUGAGAACUCUCAUGUGAUGAAGAUGCUUCGCAGUGCAAGUGGAGGAGAUAGACUGAAAAUCUCACCUUUUGAUGGGCCUCUUCAUGGUGUACCUCAACAUAUUAGGCCACUCUCUUCUUUCGUGUCUCAGACAACCAAUGCCAACUUUGUGAACUCUGAGAGAUCAAAUCCGAUGAAUGUUGGAGGGAGUAGCAUGCAGUAUAAUGCGUGUGUCAUGAAGUCUUCUCCUCUCAUGUAUCAGGGACCUUCGAGCAGAUUGAGGGACAGCAGUUCUGGUCCAUCCGUCCUGUCUCAGCUUGCUGCUGAUGAAGGAUCUAGAACUGGGAAUAAAGGCUCUGGUAUCUUGAAUUCGAUCAACGCUGGUAGUAAUCCAGUUUCUGAGAGGAGCCCCUCUGGGAUAUUUCCAAGUGGUUGCAACCUAAGACCUACCACUCGUAAUUAUGAGUCAGAACCAUCAAACCCUCCAAGUUCAAGAGGAUUAAUUACAUCUGGUAGCAGACAGAUGACUAUAAUUUAUGGUGGUCAAGUCCAUGUUUUUGAUGAUGUCCAUCCAAACAAGGCAGAUGUUAUCAUGUCUCUGGCUGGAUCAAAUGGAGGAUCUUGGUCAACCAAUUUACCGAAAACUUCAGCCAGGACAACCACAAAUGAUAGUUGCUUACCCAGUGGAGAUCAUGAAACAAGUAUACCUGCUGAUUGGUCUUUAGCGCAGAAAUAUCGCAACCUAUUAUCGGCAGGUGCAAAUUCCAUCCAUGGAUUAGGAUCUGGUGGGAUGAUUGCCAAAGCUGCAGGAACUUCAGGUCAUUUGAUGGAACCUAGCCGUGAAACAAAACGGGAGGUGUGACCAAAGGAAUUAUAAUAUGGGCACAACAGUAGCCAAUAUUGGGAAAUAGAUGAGCAGAUAAUAGGUCUAACCCUGCUUUUACUAACUUUUGCUCAAUUGUUUUCGAUGUGUAGAUACCUGUUGCAAGCUGACUUUAAUUCCAGUAUUUAGUUAAGGGGAUUAGUAUUUAGUGGUAGUGAGCUGUGUACAUGGUCCAGAACUGGGUUUGUUUUUCAGGUCAAUGCAACUCUAGCGCCCGACUAAUUAGUUCCAUCUUGCUCAUGUAUUCAUAUCUCUAAGCUAACUGUUAUUGAUUUACCUUGUGUUGUGGUAAUGGAUUUGGGCGUUGUAAUAAGUAUUGUACUCCCCUGCUCGUAAUAGGGAAAGAAAUCCCGUUUAAAUUUGCA
Molecule: messenger RNA, 1790 nt
Organism: Spinacia oleracea (spinach)
Lineage: Eukaryota; Viridiplantae; Streptophyta; Magnoliopsida; Caryophyllales; Amaranthaceae
Product: protein TIFY 8
Exons: 6
Coding region: 268-1404 (378 amino acids)
Biological process (GO): regulation of jasmonic acid mediated signaling pathway; response to wounding; regulation of defense response
Cellular component (GO): nucleus
Source: RefSeq, a predicted model, not a curated record